CUUUACAUAUUAUGUUAGUUUAAUCUGUAAUAUGCUGUAUAAUAGAUACUUGAAAAAACCAACUGAUGUAGAGUUAACGCUGUUUACUUCCGUCACUACUUUUUGAUGAGCCCGACAUUGUUAUUAUUAAAAACAAAAGUAAGAUGGCGGAGAAGGCGGAGCAGACUUUACCAAAAUCACCAGAUGUUGAAGAAUCGGAGGAGGCUAAAGAACCACCCCCAGCUGACGUUGUCGAGCUUUGUCAUGAAACAUUCCAGAAAACUGCAGAAUACUUGAGAGGAGAGCUAGAAGGAACUAUUGAAGACUACAAACUCUUGGAAAAGAUGAACAAAGUGACCAUCUGCAAAUACUCAGAGAUGAAGCACAUAGCACUCAGUAUUGGAAGCGCAUUACAUGAUUUGAAUGAAAAAUACAAAAGUCUCCAACCUUAUCUGGAUCAGAUUGAUGCCAUUGAGGAGAGUGUUGCAGCAUUGGAACAGGCUGCCUAUAGUCUUGACCAGUAUUCCAAGAGACUCGAGGCAAAGCUGAAGACUCUAGAACGAAGAUAAAAAUUCAUGGGUUUGAUGGUAAAGGAACACAUCCAGGUGUUUGUGUGUGCAUGCAAUUAGUUGCUUAGGAUGUAUAUAAGAUGAACAUUUGUAAGUGUACCUGUGAACUGUCUGCUGCUGAGGCAAAUAAAAGUAAAAGCUUUA
Messenger RNA from Pomacea canaliculata, 692 nucleotides. RefSeq names its product biogenesis of lysosome-related organelles complex 1 subunit 2-like. Gene Ontology annotation, molecular function: gamma-tubulin binding. NCBI's taxonomy places the organism in Eukaryota, Metazoa, Mollusca, Gastropoda, Architaenioglossa, Ampullariidae. The transcript has 5 exons. The coding region runs from base 144 to 548 and encodes 134 amino acids. The record is from RefSeq and is a predicted model, not a curated record. Gene Ontology annotation, cellular component: BORC complex; BLOC-1 complex; gamma-tubulin complex. Gene Ontology annotation, biological process: lysosome localization; endosomal transport.